CACACGUGUUUCUCGACACAUUUUCUGUAAGCGUCGUUGCGGCUUAAAGUUUUGCCAAUCUUCUCUCCGAAAAAACCUUUUAAAUUAGAACUUACCCGCCAAAAUGCCUGACAUCGAAGAAGUUCAGCAAAUGGAAGAGGACAAUGAAACGGAGACCUUCGCUUUCCAAGCGGAGAUCGCACAGCUGAUGAGUUUGAUCAUCAAUACGUUCUACUCGAACAAAGAAAUUUUUCUUCGAGAAAUCAUCUCCAACGCUUCUGAUGCCCUCGACAAGAUUCGAUACAAAAGUUUAACUGAACCAUCGAGUUUGGAGAGCUGUAAGGAGUUGAAGAUCGAGAUUGUUCCGAAUAAAGAUGACAACACCCUGACAAUUCACGAUACUGGAAUCGGUAUGACCAAGGCAGAUCUCGUCAACAACUUGGGAACCAUCGCUAAGAGUGGAACGAAAGCUUUCAUGGAGGCUCUGCAGGCUGGUGCUGACAUUUCCAUGAUUGGUCAGUUUGGUGUUGGUUUCUAUUCUGCCUAUCUGGUCGCAGAUAAGGUAGAAGUGUACACCAAACACAAUGAUGAUGAACAAUACAUCUGGGAAUCUUCUGCCGGUGGUUCCUUCACUGUGCGCCGUGUGUCAGAGGAAGUGAUACCCCGUGGAACCAAAGUGAUUCUUCAUCUCAAGGAUGACCAGAUGGAGUACUUGGAAGAGAAGCGCAUUAAGGAGAUUGUGAAGAAGCACAGUCAGUUUAUUGGAUAUCCCAUUUCUCUGCAGGUGCAAAAAGAGCGCGAGAAGGAGGUCAGUGAUGAUGAAGAUGAGGAGGAUGAUGAAAAGAAAGAGAGUGAAGAUGGUGAAAAGAAGGAAGAUGAGGAAGAUGAUAAGCCCAAGGUAGAAGACUUGGAUGAAGAAGAAGAAGAGAAAAAAGGGGAAAAGAAGAAGAAGAAGAUCAAGGAGAAGUACACUGAGCUUGAGGAACUCAACAAGACCAAGCCAUUGUGGAUGAGGAACACUGAUGAAAUUACACCAGAGGAAUACGCAGAGUUCUACAAAAGUUUGACAAAUGACUGGGAAGAGCAUAUGGCGGUCAAGCAUUUUUCAGUUGAGGGACAAUUGGAAUUCAGGGCCCUUCUGUUUCUUCCGAGGCGGGCACCUUUCGAUUUAUUUGAGAACAGGAAAAAGCGCAACAACAUCAAGCUUUACGUGCGUCGUGUAUUUAUUAUGGACAAUUGUGAGGAUCUUAUCCCAGAGUAUUUGAACUUCAUUAAGGGUGUCGUGGAUUCUGAAGAUUUGCCACUUAACAUUUCUCGUGAGAUGCUGCAGCAGAACAAGAUCUUGAAGGUGAUCAGGAAAAACAUCGUCAAGAAGUGUUUGGAGCUGUUUGCUGAAGUGACGGAAGACAAGGACAACUACAAGAAAUUCUACGAGCAGUUUGGCAAGAACAUUAAGCUUGGCAUCCAUGAAGACAGCGUUAACCGUUCCAAACUUGCAGACCUUCUUAGGUAUCACUCUUCUGCUGCUGGAGAUGAGAUGACAUCGCUCAAGGAUUACGUCACAAGAAUGAAGGACAAUCAGAAAGACAUCUACUACAUAACUGGUGAGAGCAAGGAUCAAGUUGCCCACUCGGCUUUUGUGGAGAGGGUCAAGAGCCGUGGAUUCGAGGUGUUGUACAUGACAGAACCAAUUGAUGAGUACGCCGUGCAGCAGCUGAAGGAAUACGAUGGAAAGAAACUAGUCAGUGUCACCAAGGAAGGCCUUGAGUUACCAGAGGAUGAGGAUGACAAGAAGAAAUGGGAAGAGAAGAAAGCCAAAUUUGAGCCUCUUUGCAAGACUGUGAAGGAGAUCUUGGACAAAAAAGUGGAGAAAGUGGUAGUGUCUGCACGUCUGGUGUCAUCUCCCUGCUGUAUUGUGACAAGUCAGUUCGGCUGGACUGCCAACAUGGAGAGAAUCAUGAAGGCUCAGGCUUUGCGUGAUAACAGCACUCUAGGAUACAUGGCAGCCAAGAAACACUUGGAGUUGAAUCCCGACCACUCCAUUGUUGAGACCCUCAGGCAGAAGGUGGAGACAGACAAAAAUGACAAGUCUGUGAAAGAUCUUGUCAUGCUGCUGUAUGAGACCUCUCUUCUGUCCUCUGGCUUCACGCUGGAUGACCCUCAGGUUCAUGCUGGCCGCAUUUACAGGAUGAUUAGUUUGGGUCUUGGAAUUGAUGAAGAAAUGGAUGCGGGUGAAGAAGUGGCAGCUGAGGGAACUGGUGAAGAUAUGCCCCCUCUUGAGGGAGAGGAUGGUGAUGAUCCUUCAAAGAUGGAAGAAGUUGAUUGAUCUCUUCUGUUCUGGAAAUUCUUGACAAGAGUUGCUAUCUGUCUUUCAAAAGUUACAUUGUUAUCAUAGCAGAAAUAUUGCUGUUUAAACAAGAGUGAAAUGAUUUCUUACAAGAUUACUGGUCAGGUUUUAGAAUGAAGGCUUCAUCUAAUUUGUUGGCCAUUAGAUAAUUUAAAAUUUGCAUGAGAGUUUGGGUGCAAAAUAUUAUCCACUUUGACAUUGUAGAAGUUUGCUAAGAUAAUAAUUUUGUUCAUUAGUUUUGUUUGUACUGUUUCAUUGUGAGUUUGUUUUGUUUUGUGGUUAAUAGUCGUUCAGUAUUAUAACCUGCUUAACAAGGCUGUUGAGAUUUCAAAAACAACGGAGCACUCCAGUUAGAUUUUCAGACAUGAGAUAGCUGACUCUGGAAGUUAAGAUCUAGUUAAAGAGAGGACAGGUUCUGAUUACUUGGUCACUGUUAGCCAUGUCUGCUGAGUGAUAGAGAUAACGCAUUUAAACAGUAUCUGGUUGUUCAUUAUUAACUGUUUGCUUAGUCAGUGAAAUGAUCUUCAUUAGACCUUGCGGAAAACAGGCAGUUGGCACCACUGCUGCAGUUUACUUUGCCUGCUAAAGUUUUACCUACCUAACAUUGUAACUUUAGAGUGGGAUAUGCAUAAUAAAAAGCAAGUUCAUUCAAACUAA
Molecule: messenger RNA, 2983 nt
Organism: Pocillopora damicornis (cauliflower coral)
Lineage: Eukaryota; Metazoa; Cnidaria; Anthozoa; Scleractinia; Pocilloporidae
Product: heat shock protein HSP 90-alpha
Biological process (GO): protein folding
Molecular function (GO): ATP binding; ATP hydrolysis activity; ATP-dependent protein folding chaperone
Source: RefSeq, a predicted model, not a curated record